Molecule: messenger RNA, 1959 nt
Organism: Erpetoichthys calabaricus (reedfish)
Lineage: Eukaryota; Metazoa; Chordata; Cladistia; Polypteriformes; Polypteridae
Product: extracellular calcium-sensing receptor-like
Biological process (GO): G protein-coupled receptor signaling pathway
Cellular component (GO): membrane
Molecular function (GO): G protein-coupled receptor activity
Source: RefSeq, a predicted model, not a curated record
AUGUUAGGUGCAAUAUUUGCUGUCAAUUUUAGGACAAUACCACCGGAGCUGUCUUAUAGAAGUAAACCUGGACAAUGGAAAUGUGACAGUUUUGACAUUGCAGUUUUCCAAAGAGCUCAAGCAAUGGUUUUUGCAAUUGAAGAAAUAAAUCAGGAUCAGACUCUUCUUCCUGACCUGACAUUGGGGUACAAACUGUAUGAUAACUGUGUGAAUCUCCAAGAGGCAAUGAGAGGGACAGCUUCGUUAAUUGGUGGAGAAGAUGACAUUUUUAACAAUUAUCAAUGUCAAGGGGUCCCUCCUGUCAUUGCUAUUAUUGGAGAUCCCCUUUCACUACAUUCUAUUUCUAUAUCAAGAAUACUGGCUCUGUUUCGCAUGCCUCUGAUCAGCUAUUGUGCAACCUGCUCCUGCUUAAGCAACAAGCAGGAAUUUCCUACUUUUUUCAGAACUAUUCCAAGUAACACUGUUCAUGUGAGAGGAAUGACAACACUGAUGAAACAUCUUGGUUGGACUUGGGUAGGUGCAGUAGGAGCUGAUGAUGACUAUGGGCUUAAUGCUCUGUUGAGUUUUAAAGAGGAAGUCGAAAAAUUUGGAUGUGUUGCUUUCUCAGAAACCAUCAAUAUCAAUGACAGAACAAAAAUAUUUCAUAUAAUCAACAUUAUAAAACAAUCAACAGCAAACGUCAUUGUUUUGUUUCUAACAAAAAUGGUUGUCACUGUGUUAAUGAAAGAGAUUGUUCACCAGAACAUUACUGGCAGGCAGUGGAUAGCAAGUGAUCCAUGGAGUGCUCAUCCUGUUUUAGCCAGCAAUGAGAACUUCGCCUCAUUUGGUGGAACUAUAGGCUUCCUCACAAGACGGGUAGAGAUGCCAGGAUUUGAACAAUUCCUUCUCCAAACAAAACCUAGUUUAGACUCCAAUAAUAAUCUUUUGGCCCAGUUCUGGGAAGCACUAUUUCGAUGCAAAUUUCCAACAAAUGAACCUAAAACAAAUGCUUCUGUUGUAGAAGAACGAGUGUGUACUGGAUCAGAGGACAUUAAGAGUACAAAGACAGAAUAUAGUGAUGUAUCACAGAUUAGAUCUUCCUUUAAUGUCUAUAAAGCUGUGUAUGCCAUUGCACAUGCCUUACAUAAAUUAGCUUCUUGUGAAAAUGGAAAAGGGCCCUUCAGGAACAAUACCUGUGCAUAUAUGUCAAAUGUACAACCAUGGCAGGUUUUCCAUUAUCUUAAAAACAUGAGUUUUACAACUCGCUCAGGAGACAGAAUGGCAUUUGAUGAAAAUGGUGACACACUUCCAGUCCUUGAUAUAAUAAACUGGCAGAAAGACAAAGAUGGCACCAUGAUAAUCAAAACUGUGGGUUUUUUUAAUGAUUCAGCUGUAGCUGGGCAGAAGCUUACGAUUAAUGAAAGCAGUAUAUUCUGGAAUUUUGAUUCAGGAAAGUGUUUGGAAUCAUCUUUGUGUAUUUUUGGUAUUCUUAUAAAGACAAUUAAUGUACUGAUGGUAUUCAAAGUUACACUGCCUGGUAAUAACAUGAGGAAAUGGUCUGGUGCUGCCCAACAGGGAAAAACAGUCUUUGCUCUUAGUUUUAUUCAUUUAUGGUUAGUUACAGCUCCUACCGUUCCAGCAAAAAACACAAAGUAUAACAAUGCCAAAAUCAUCUCUGAAAUUGAUAUUGGAAUUGGCUUUUUGGCUUGUGUUUACUUUAUGAUAGCUUUUUUUACAGGACACAUACCAAUAACAUUUAAUGAGGGCAAAUUCAUCACUUUCAGCAUGCUUAUCUUCUGUGCAACAUAUAUUACUUUCAGACCUAAUUAUGUCAGCACACCAGGUAAGUUCACAGUGGCAGUGGAGAUCUUUGCUAUUCUAGCAUCACGUUUUGGAGUCCUUGUUGCAAUAUUUGAUCCAAUAUGUUAUAUAACUGUACUGAGACCAGAGCUAAACACUCGCAGAAUUAUGAGGGGUUGA